CGCACCGAUCACACCACCACCGCAGCAAGCAGCAUGGCGAGACGGACAGAGAAAAGCACGACUUACGCAGUCGCGAUCUGUGAGCGAUUUGAGCCGUGCUCGUAGUGCCUUCGCCGCUGUCGCCGCCGCCGGUCCCAAAGGAAAGCGCGAGCGAGCACGAGGGAAAGGGAGAGAAGCCGCGCGGACCAAUGGCACGCGCGGAUAUGCGAGGUCGCUUGAACACCACCCUCCCGCGAUAAAAACGCGGCGCGCGCGACCGGUCGCGCGUAUUCCGAUCUCGUUUGCUCGGCUACUGACAACGUUGCGAUGCCUCCCCAGCCCAGCGGUAAGGCCGUGAAGAAGGCCGGCAAGGCGCAGAAGAACGUGCGCGCCACCGACAAGAAGAAGAAGAAGCGCCGCAGGAAGGAGAGCUUCUCCAUCUAUAUCUACAAGGUGCUGAAGCAGGUGCACCCGGACACUGGAGUCUCCAGCAAGGCCAUGUCUAUCAUGAACAGCUUCGUGAACGACAUCUUCGAGCGCAUCGCCGCGGAGUCGUCCCGUCUGGCUCACUACAACAAGCGCUCGACCAUCACGAGCCGGGAGAUCCAGACUGCCGUGCGUCUGCUGUUGCCCGGCGAGCUGGCCAAACACGCCGUGUCCGAGGGCACCAAAGCCGUCACCAAGUACACCAGCUCCAAGUAGGCGACCGAGCGCUCGUCCGCCCAGCCCACACCCAACGGCUCUUCUCAGAGCCACCCAAAGUGUCUGCAUUGGCAUUGGGAUGUAGUGAGAAUCUCGACAAUUCCGUCCGUUCCCUCUGUUCGACGCUUCCUCGUUUAGGGACAAAAAAAAAAAAAAACCCGACGCGCGCUGUCGGACAACGCGUUCUCAUUGCUCAUUGCGACAGCGCGUGUGUGCUAAAAGUUUUGUAGCAGAAACGCACAGAACGCCAUGCGCUCAGCACAACAACACAAACAAAGCAAGUAUAGGGCGCGUGAGCGGCCACGUUCGCCUGCACUAAUUACCACGGCGCGUGUUUCGCACACCUAGGCUGAUGAGGCGGUCGUUGUUGCACAUUUACGUAAUUCUGAUGUAGCGUAAGCUCUAAAAGCAGGCAGCCCUCAUUCCCCCCCUUGUUUUUUUCACAUUUUAUUUCUUCUUUUUUC
Molecule: messenger RNA, 1145 nt
Organism: Dermacentor andersoni
Lineage: Eukaryota; Metazoa; Arthropoda; Arachnida; Ixodida; Ixodidae
Source: RefSeq, a predicted model, not a curated record